AUGUCUUCAAGCAAAGACACAAUUCCCUCGUAUAUGCGUACUGAUUCGUAUUUGCAAACAACUUUAUUCAAUCCUUCAGUUCCGGCAGCAAAAGCUAAAGAUGGCAUAUCAUUUAUAUUCGGAGCAGAAGACUUUUCACACAUAUCACUAAAACCUGAUCACGAAUCACGUCCCCUAUGGAUUUCUCCAGUAACUGGUCAUAUAACUCUCGAAGCUUUCUCCCCAAUAGCAGAGCAAGCACAAGACUUUCUGAUAGCGAUCAGUGAACCAGUGAGUCGCCCUUCUCAUAUACACGAGUACAAACUCACUCCAUACUCACUCUAUGCCGCAGUGUCUGUGGGAUUAGAAACAGAAGACAUUAUUGAAGUAUUGAAUAGACUGUCAAAGAUACAAAUUCCAGAACAGAUCGUUAAUCUUAUUAGACAAUGUACAUUUUCAUAUGGUAAAGUGAAGCUGGUGUUGAAGCAUAAUAGGUAUUUUGUAGAAUCAUCACAUCCAGAAACACUUCAAAAAUUGUUACAAGACGACAUUAUCGCAGCAGCAAGGAUAAUAAAUGAUGAGUCGCAAGAUAAAUAUUUUUUAAUGAAGAACAAAGCACCUACUGCUAAAGAUCUUGUCAUCCCUGGAAAGAAAAUAGAGGAUUCGUUAAAAUCUUCAGAUUCAAUGGACAUUGACACCGUAGACAAAAACGCCCUCCCAUCCUCCUUAUCUGAUGCAUCUGCCGAAAAUAAAAACGAUGAAGUAAAGAAGCGUUGUAAUGAAUUGGAUUAUCCUAUGCUGGAAGAGUAUGAUUUUAGAAAUGACACUACACUUGCGUCACUCGAUAUUGAUUUGAGGCCGAUCACAGUUAUUAGACCAUAUCAAGAGAAGUGUUUGAGCAAGAUGUUUGGUAACGGCCGUGCGAGAUCAGGCAUCAUAGUUCUUCCAUGCGGAGCUGGAAAAACGCUAGUGGGUAUCACUGCUGCAUGUACAAUAAAAAAAAGCUGUCUUGUGCUGUGCACUUCUGCGGUGUCAGUCAUGCAAUGGAAACAGCAAUUUUUGCAGUGGUCGAAUAUUAGAGAGAAUCAGAUUGCUGUGUUUACGAGCGAUCAGAAAGAGAAGUUCAUGGGCCAGUCAGGAAUAGUGAUUUCUACUUAUAGCAUGGUAGCAAAUACGCGUAACCGUUCUUAUGAAGCUACGAAAAUGAUGGACUUUAUUAAAGGUCGCGAAUGGGGAUUUAUUCUACUCGAUGAAGUACAUGUUGUUCCUGCAGCAAUGUUUAGACGUGUUGUCACCACUAUUGCUGCGCACACGAAACUCGGACUGACUGCAACACUUGUUCGGGAAGAUGAUAAAAUUUCGGAUUUAAAUUUUCUAAUUGGGCCAAAGUUAUAUGAAGCCAACUGGAUGGACCUGGCUUCAAAAGGCCAUAUUGCAAAUGUACAGUGUGCUGAGGUAUGGUGUCCGAUGACACCAGAGUUUUAUAGAGAAUACCUCAGAGAAGCGUCGCGGAAGCAAUUACUGUUAUAUGUGAUGAAUCCGAGAAAAUUCCAAGUGUGCCAGUACUUAAUUAGGUAUCAUGAAGAAAGAGGGGACAAGAUUAUAGUGUUCAGUGAUAACGUGUAUGCGCUAGAGCAAUAUGCAAUUAAAAUGGGAGUUCCGUUUAUCCAUGGUAAGACGGCAUCGCAAGAACGCAUGCGUAUCCUGCAGAACUUCCAGCACAAUCCCGCCGUUAAUACAAUAUUUCUCUCGAAGGUCGGUGAUACGUCAAUAGACCUUCCGGAAGCGACCUGCUUAAUCCAGAUAUCCUCCCAUUACGGCUCACGUCGACAGGAGGCACAGCGCCUUGGACGUAUUCUCCGUGCCAAACGUCGUAACGAUGAAGGAUUUAAUGCGUUCUUCUACUCUCUCGUUUCCACAGAUACUCAAGAGAUGUAUUACUCUACUAAGCGACAACAAUUUCUUAUUGAUCAAGGCUAUGCGUUCAAAGUCAUCACUAAUCUCGAGGGAAUUGAUCAGGCCGAUUUGGCUUAUAAAACAAAAGAAGAGCAGUUGGAAUUGUUGAACUCUGUCCUGAUCGCGAACGAGAAUGCAGCGGAGAUUGAUAACGACGUCGAAGCUAAUGUUGAUGAUCUUCCUGGAACGACAACUUCGAGGAAUUUCUCGAGACUUCCUCCAUUUGGAAAUAGGGUUAAGAGGAACGUCGGAAGUAUGAGGAGUUUAUCUGGUGCGGAUCAUAUGGCUUAUAAAGAAUAUGUCAGACAGGCAGGGUCAAAGAAGAUAAAAGACAAGAAGGAUAAGAAGGAUAAGCCCGAACAUCAUGCGUUCUUUAAGAAACACUAUUAUGCGAAGAAAUGA
Molecule: messenger RNA, 2337 nt
Organism: Paraglomus occultum
Lineage: Eukaryota; Fungi; Glomeromycota; Glomeromycetes; Paraglomerales; Paraglomeraceae
Source: the annotation of a GenBank genome assembly